Crotalus tigris (Tiger rattlesnake) is the source of this 2133-nucleotide messenger RNA. RefSeq names its product midnolin (gene MIDN). Gene Ontology annotation, molecular function: protein binding. Gene Ontology annotation, cellular component: nucleus. The record is from RefSeq and is a predicted model, not a curated record. The transcript has 9 exons. Lineage: Eukaryota; Metazoa; Chordata; Lepidosauria; Squamata; Viperidae. Bases 454 to 2097 code for a protein of 547 amino acids.
GGGGAGAGCCGCGAAGCGACAGCCAUUGGUCGGCCGCGCUGGCGUCUCUGCGGGAGGAGAGCUCCGAUUGGCUGCGGCGGGGCUGGCCGAGAGAAAAAAGGAGUAAAGAAUGAAUGGGGAGGGGGAGAGUAAUUCCGCCCAUUUAGAACGUUGAUACAUUCUAACUUUUUCUUCCUUUCCCCCCCCCCUCCUCUUUCAUCUCCCCUCCUUCGCUGUGUCUUCCCGGCACUGGUUACUUUCACACCAGACUCCGGGAGCGGCAGCGGCGGCGGCUGGAGCCGGCUGCUUCGCUGCUCGGUGUGCGCGCGUUUGGCCACGGGUUCAAGCCCAGGUGGGGAAGCCAGCUGUAGCCCGCGCGCCUCUCUUUUAGUUUUUCCUCCUUUCUUGGGCUUUUCAGAUUUUUAUUUUUAACCUUCCCUGCUGCAUUUCCGUAAGAAGGCAGAGGUGAAUCGAAUGGACCACCAACCCACCCCCAGGAGCUGCAGCCGGGGGCCCCCAGCCUGCGACACUGUCCAGAGUGACCCUCCUAUGAAUGUUUUCAUUCACACGACCACCGGGGCCCGGUAUGAGCUCUCUGUCCCCGUGGAAGAGACGGUGGAAGGUCUGAAGAGGAGGCUGUCUCAGAAGCUUAAAGUCCCCAAGGAACGGCUGGCUCUCUUACAUAAAGAAAGUCGGCUGAAUUCAGGCAAGCUGCAAGAUUUGGGGGUCGGAGAAGGGAGCAAGCUGACUUUGGUGCCCACGGUGGAAGCUGGCUUGAUGUCUCAAGCAUCCAGGCCAGAACAGUCGGUGAUGCAAGCGUUAGAAAGUUUAACCGAAACUCAGGGGUCCCCAACCCCCGGUCUGUGGACCGGCACCGGUCCGCAGCAUGCCAGCAAGCGGGCCACACAAACGAACAAAGCUCCGUCCUCGGGAUGCAGGCAGUAUUCAAAACCACACCCCCUCUGGUCCGCGGAAAAAACGUUCUCCAUGGCACCAGUCCCUGAUGCCCAAAAGGUAAACGACUUCCUGUCCGGGAGGUCCCCCCUGACCCUUGCCCUGAGGGUGGGCGAUCACAUGAUGUUUGUCCAGCUGCAGCUGGCAGCUCAGCAAAACAGCGGGCAGCUCCAGCAUCGCCACGUGAUUGCCAGCCGCGGAGAACAAGCUGGAGGCUCCACACCCGCCGCGGCCGGACCAGCUGCUUCCAGUUGCCGCACCCUCCCUGGGAGCAGCCCCGCCUCCCCCACUUUUGCCCGGCUCCCCACGGCGCCCGCUUGCCCGCCAAGCCCUGUGCCCAGUCCUGCUGCUUCUCCGUCACCAAUGCAGACUAUGCCUCUCUACUGUACCACCGCUAACCCGACACCCGUCACGGCAGGGAUGUUCCAUUCACAUGGAGCCAGCGCACAGACAGUCAACGGAGGGGGGAGCGGCAGCGUCAUGUCUUCGUGUUCAGAGGUAGACUGCGCCUCAAGAAGUAAAAGUUCGCCCAGCACCAGCCCCACACAGGCCUCUCGGACCCGCAAACAUGGCGCUGUGAUAGAAAGCUUUGUUAACCACGCCCCUGGGGUUUUUUCGGGAACGUUUUCUGGCACUUUGCACCCCAACUGCCAAGACAGCAGCGGGAGGCCACGCCGAGACAUCAGCACCAUCCUGCAGAUCCUCAACGACCUCCUGAGUGCCACGCGGCACUACCAGGGCAUGCCCCAGUCGCUGACGCAGCUGCGGUGCCAGACGCAGUGCUCCUUGUCCACCCCUUCCCUGGAUCUCAACAACCACACUACCUCAGAAAGAACGGCAGCUGCUGCUAACCAGCCCUUGCACUUGGGGGUCCAGUGCCCAAGCCAAGCAGCCACUUGCAAACCCACUGGCGACCGCUUGCGCCAGACGGAGAACCGCGCCACCCGUUGCAAAGUGGAACGCCUGCAGCUUUUGAUGCAGCAAAAACGGCUGCGCCGGAAGGCAAGGAGGGACGCCCGGGCCCCUUACCACUGGCUGCCCAAUCGAAAAUCUGGCCGCAACAGCAGUGUUUCCAGUGAAGGCAGCCUUGAUCUAGACUUCGAAGAUUCAGUUUGGAAACCCGAAGUCAAAGCGGACAUGAAAUCCGAAUUUGUCGUAGCAUAAAAAAUAAUAAACCUUGAGUAGGGGGAAAAUGGCAUC